Molecule: messenger RNA, 2349 nt
Organism: Aspergillus bombycis
Lineage: Eukaryota; Fungi; Ascomycota; Eurotiomycetes; Eurotiales; Aspergillaceae
Product: Zn(II)2Cys6 transcription factor
Exons: 5
Coding region: 1-2349 (782 amino acids)
Biological process (GO): DNA-templated transcription; regulation of DNA-templated transcription
Molecular function (GO): zinc ion binding; DNA-binding transcription factor activity, RNA polymerase II-specific; DNA binding
Source: RefSeq, a predicted model, not a curated record
AUGUACCACACUAAAGGCCCUCGGUCAGUGGAAAGGCGCAUCCGACGGGCGGCUGCGGCCUGCUACCGGUGCCAUAGACGCAAGGUGCGCUGCGAUGCAUCGAUUCUCGGCUAUCCUUGCACAAACUGCGUGCUCGACGGCAGAACCGACUGUACUCUGCGUCCCAAUGCUACGACACGAUUCAAGAAUUUAAAACAGAGCCAGCGUCGAAGCACUGGUCAGAGAUCAGUGCAGCCAAAUGGGGACGAACAGAACACCCUCAAUGCCAGUGAGAAGCCCGGCGAACCCACUCCGCAGCCCUUCAUGUUGCCACCAGCCUCUGGGUUCCCCGAACUGUUGGACUCGCCCGAUCAUACCGAAACGACAUUUGAGAGUGAGUCUGAUGCUUCAAGUCAGAUACUAGAUCCCCAGCCGGUUAUCUCUCCUCGAAUGAGGCUGGACAGUGUUGGUCCUAGCUUUUCUGGGCAACAAUUCCUAGACCUCAAUGCCCUAUCUCCCCUUCCGAUGAGCGUUGUACAUAUUCUCGUGACAAGUGGCUGUCUGGACAUACCCCCCAAGGCUGCGUUGGAUGUCUUCAUCAUGAAAUACUUCCUGCUCGUGCAUCCUUCCGUCCCCAUCCUGGAUGAAGUAGAGUUUUGGAACACAUAUCUCCAACUGGAAGACACCGAGUACGCGCCCAAAAUUUCCCUCUUCCUAUUUCAGGCCAUGCUUCUUUCAAGCUGCGCGUUUGUGCCCGUCGAGAUCAUCCAGCAAUGUGGCUUCAACGAGACAUGCGAAGCAAGAAGAGCAUUUUAUCAGCGCGCUAAGAUGCUGUAUGAUACUAACUCCGAGAGUAACCCCUUAGCAAGAGCCCAAGGCGCCCUGCUGCUGACAUUCCAUACCACAGCCGAAGACCCCGAGGCAACGAUGACCUGGAACAUGUGCGCAAUUCACAACGCAAUCGCUACAGGCCUCGAGCUCCAUCUUACGGUCCAGGACCCCAACAUAUGUGUCAAGAAACGACUGUGGUGGUCUAUUUUUGUGCGCGAUCGCUUCCUGUGGCUUGGCCGUCACCGUCGCCCUCAGUUCACGUCCGCGAAUUUCAACCUGAAUAUUGACGAUCUACAAGAGGAAGAGAUGGCUAACGAAAUCAUGAUGUCCCCAUUUUAUGAGCUAAAUGUCAAACGACUACUGUUCAAAGUGUUCCAGGCCCAAUGCCGGCUCGCCGUGAUCUUAACGGAUGUCAUAAAUAUCUCCUUCUCAGCUUCGGACGGAGAUGCUCCGCGUCUAUCCAUUCACGAGCUUGAUUUAUAUCUCACAAAGAUCAGGGAGGUGCGGGCGGAGCUCACUCGAUGGGAAGAUACGGUUUACUCUCCCUUGCAUCAUACUGGCAUCGCUGAGCCGGAGAGUGUCGGAAUUAUCAUCAAUCUAACUGCCAUGCACUACUAUACCGCUCGCAUGGUUCUGGGCCAUUAUGAGACGCUGCUCGUAGAAAGCCAUCGUGAUAUAAUUCAAGACCGCUCGGCGUCGAUCCUGCUUCCUUUGGCAAAGGACUUGAAAGAUGCUGUGCAUCAGAUCACGCAGAAGCUUGGGUAUUUCAGUUCAAGGAACCUAACGGAGCAUAUUCCAUUGAGUGUGCUUGCUUAUUGCGGUACUCCAAUGGUCCUCGCCGCGAUAGAUGUGAAGCUGUCUGUAUCGUAUUCGGACAUGGUCGAACGAAAGCGCUCUCUUGAUAAAUGCUCCGAGGUCAUUGAUCAAUCACGAAGAGUGUACGACGUCACAGAACUAUUCUCGCAAGGCACAAGUCAGAUCCUGCACCUGGCAUACGCCAUUACAAAAAACCUGCUUCUAGAAAACAAUGUGGCGCAGGCUGGUUCAUCACUGAUCGAACGCCAACGGUGCCUCGAAGACAAUGAUGCAGAGGGCAAGGGACGUGACAGACUGUUGUGCCCUGCGUUUAAACGACUGCGAAUAAGGGGCUGGGCUGAAGCGUUCCUGAAGUAUCCUCGUGCAUAUCUGUUGAUUUCAACGUGUAUUGACUCGAGUCUCGCCACUGGCCGUCUUCCGCGAAACGAACUCCUUCCGCCGAUAAUCAGAGACACGACGUACUUGGUUCUGGGCCUGCCAAAGCUACCGUGGGCAAUAACGCCCUCCAUGAACGCAACAACCGUGUCUGCUGCAGAGAGCGUGCAGAAGGAACAACGCCGGCUGAAAGGUCAACAAGGGAGUACGUCUCUCAACGAUACGUGGUAUUUAAGCCUACUUCACAACGUCGACGGAGAUACGUCUCUUUUCGAUACUUGUCUCCUCGACGACGGAUCGCGUAGCGGUAAUGUCGGGACGGCUGUACAAUGCCUUGAGGAAGAUUAG